AAAACUAAACACAGUGCGUACAUAUAUUUUCUGAUACAGAGACGCACUUUUUUUUAUUUGUUUACUGUUGCAAGGAGGCCUAGUCACACGACUUUAACGUAAAUGGGUUUCCAUAUGUUUACAUCUUUCUUAACAUUGGACAAAAUGGCUGGGACUUGUUACACAAUUACGGGAACUCUCGUCCCACUUUCCAUAUGUAAUAUUACUAGGAUAUAAACAAAAAAAGGUUCAUUCAUUGAGUCAUAACUAAUAUUUACAAAGGGCUGGUCAAUGCUUACACUUAAACAGGACGUAAUUUUUGAAACUACAUGUAUCUGGGGCUCUCAAACUGGGAUAAACAAGUGAAAUUAUGAGGAUUUCCCGUUGGUCUUGAAACGAAGAUGGAGGAACAGCUAGACAGCCUGGAGGAUUGGGUGGCUGUCAAACACAACCCUUUCUCUGAAGGUCAUCUACCUCCAAAAAUCAUCUUCAUUAUUGGCUGGAAUGAAGUGGAGAAGAAAAUAGCCGUCACCAGUCGGCAACACAACCGAGUCGCCAGCGACCUUGCUGAAAGUGGCAACCGUACUGGAUUAUUCACUUUUAGUGAGAUACGAGCUGUUCACGAACUUCUCUGUCUUGUUCAUGGCUGCCUUGCACCAUAUUUACCUGACAUACCUGUCGAACCUCGUGGCCUCUGGACAUUCAUUAGUCCAAUGCAGACCCCUGAUAAUAUUGAUGAAAUCUGCAAGAACCUUGAACGGUACUUCCAGAUUGUAUUAGAGAUUUGUAAUGAACGUCUUCUUAUAUCGACUCUCUUUGAAGAAUUCACUGCUGAUGACUAUUUUGAAAAUUUUUCCGAGAUCCAUCGUCGUAGCUAUGAAGAGGCAGUGGCUGUAGCUGAAGAACAGUUGGAAAAUGUGCUGUUUUUGCGAGAAAGUUCCGUUACCAUGUCUGAGAAAGAAGACAUGUAUAAUUUGGAAGAUGCUGCCAUGGCUAAGCUGAACAUUAAUUUAGCAAGUUUUUAUAAUUUCCAAAUACAGCCAUUUUUGGACAUGCGAGAAUUAGCAUUCACCAAGUUGCGUGAGGCACGUAAAAAGCUGCAGGAUAUAGAUACGGGUGAACGGAUCAAAGCUGAAUAUAGGAAAAUAUUCACUGAGUGGCAGGGACAUUAUGAACGAGCUUUGGAUAAUAUCCAAGAACUUUAUAUAAAAUAUUACAAGACCACUUGCAGUAAUCUUCAGGCCAUGCUUGAAAGAAUGAAACAGGAUAAAGAAAAAUUUGGCAAAACAGCUUUUGAUCUUCUGGGUGUUGAUCGAAUGAGACGCAUCCGGAUAGAUCUCUGCAACGAGCGGCUACAGCUUCUCCAUAAUAUCCAGAAGGAAUACAUACAGGAGCGAGACAAAGUGAAAAAAGAGAUUGCAUCUGUCAAAGAGUAUCCUGAGGCCAAAGCAGAACUAGAGAAACUUGAAGAAAAAGUGUUCAAUUGGACCCUUAAGAUCCAUGAUGUAUGUGUUAAAAUUCUUGAUGAAGAAGAAAUCUUGGCAAAAACACAGAUUGAUGGCAUUCUUAAGCAAGUACAAGAUGAAGAAGAAGCUGGUGUUUUCUAUGAUGCAUUUGAAGAUGCAGAAAGUUUGAAAGAUUAUGAUGAACCAAUGACUACAGGAGCAGUAUCUAACCCGCACUUGCAGCAUCUAAAAAGUCAGAUAAACCGUAUCCAACAGAAGAAAGCGUCUUUUCGAAACAAAAAGGUAUUGUUACUGAAACAAAAACAACAAAAAGAUGAAGAAAAAACUAAGAUGGAGGUCCAUUACCAGCAACAUCACACAAUACAGCUUAAACGUCGACAACAUAAAGAAGAAGUGGAUUCCAAACAGGAAUUUAUUCAGGAAGAACGCAGAAAAGCCAUUAAGCGUCUCCAAGAUUAUAAGUUGAAAUAUCCGACACCAUCUACAAUCAGGCCACACAAGUACCAACCUGCCCACUCACAGAAAAGACCAGUUGCUAAUUCCAACUCACUAACUGCUUCACCAGACACUCAUCCUUUAACACUGAAUCUUCCAGAACCUGACAGUAAAAAUUCUACUGCUAAUCCUCUUAGUCAGUCAUGGAGGAAGCAUAACAAGAGAAAACAGCAAACAGAUUUUGACAUUCAGAUAUUUCAGUCUGGUGCUGGAGCUGUAAAAGACAGUAAAAGUCUUAGCAAAGAAUCAGGACUUGGUGAAGAAAAAGCAGUCACCAACGAAGAGAAGUUAAUCUCGUCUCCUUCACUGUCUCCGGCUGCGUCGUCAUCCACCGCCACCACUUCGCCAGAAAUCAUCUCGGACGUAUCACCACCAACAGACAUUCUUCCUCCCACACUCACCCCUCAACAAGUCCCCUCUGUGUCAUCGGUGCCCCCGCCACCGCCCCCACCCCCACCCCCACCUCCUCCGCCCCCUCCGUUACCUCCUCCCACACAACAACAGCAGAAAGCUCCUUCGUCGGCACCUGAUAGUAAUAACAAAGAGGACAGAAAGAAAGUAUUUAUCAAAAAACAAACUGCUUUAAAAGACUUAAAUGGACAUUCUGCUGACUCUACCAGAGCACCGUCGGUCAUUCCAAAUCUGGAGAGCAUUUUAAGUAGUAAGAACCGUCUCAAGCCAGCCAGCCGACACAUAAAACCACCACCCCUCAAACAAGAUCCCAUGGAUGACAUUUUAGAUAUGAUCAAGAAAGGCGUCAAGUUACGCCCAACUACAGAACGGGACUCUGGCUGUGAACGUGGUUCUCCUUCACCGAUUCCAAGCGACUCUCAUCUGAAACUACUUCAGGAGAGUCUUAACCGAAUCAAUCGAUUGACUCGUGACAGUUCACCUGAGUCUGACGACAGUGAUUACGACAACUUUGAUGAUUAUUAACACCCAGCUGCCUUGUUCCCCCUCCUACCCACCCACUUAAAUAACCUGCCAUGAACCCUUCUUAGUUUCAUUAUUUCUGUAUCGUUGUUUUGUCUUUUAUUUUUAUUAUUAUUAUCAUUACUACUAUUUAGUUGUUUCCUAAACUCCCAGAGUGGAUUUUUAUAUAUUAUUUGCAGAAUUGAAUUUUAUUAUUAUUAUCAUUUAUUAUUAUUAUUAUUAUUAUUAUUAUCAUUAUUAUUAUUAUUAUUAUUAUUAUAGCACAUCAGAUAAAAUGCUUAGCGGCAUUUCGUCCAUCUUUACAUUCAGAGUUCAUAUUCCACUGAGGCUGACUUUGCCUUUCAUCUUUGCAGAAUCAGUGAAAAAGUACCAGUUGUGCACUGGGGUCGAUGUCAUUGACUUACUCCUCACCUGAAUUUACUGGCCUCGUGCUAAAAUUUGAAAUCAUUAUUAUAACUGGCAGAAUUGUUAGCAUGCCAGACAAUCUGUCUUCACAUACUGAGUUCAUAUACCGCUGAGGUUGGCUUUGUCUUUCAUC
This is a messenger RNA of Octopus sinensis (East Asian common octopus), 3411 nucleotides long. RefSeq names its product junction-mediating and -regulatory protein-like. Gene Ontology annotation, cellular component: cytoplasm. The transcript has 11 exons. Gene Ontology annotation, biological process: Arp2/3 complex-mediated actin nucleation. Bases 381 to 2876 code for a protein of 831 amino acids. The record is from RefSeq and is a predicted model, not a curated record. Lineage: Eukaryota; Metazoa; Mollusca; Cephalopoda; Octopoda; Octopodidae. Gene Ontology annotation, molecular function: Arp2/3 complex binding.